CGUACGGGAGUACGGGAGCAAAAGGAACAAUGUCUUUCACGGAAACGUCGGAUACCUAUGUCUGCAUUGCAAAGUACAUUAUGGUGUGUGGUGCUUACCAAAGAACAUAAAAUACCAAUCACAACUUUUAAAUUGCACGAACAGCUUUCAAGAAAUGUGUAGAAUAAGUAAAUUUAAGCAUGAAUCCACAACACCAGCUACAGAUCCAAUUCCUCGUGAAAAAUCGGCUACAGAAGCAAAGAAACAAAUUCAAAAACAGGAAAGUUACAAAUUAAAUGAAAAUGCUUUGGUUCAUAAAAUUCAUCCAAAUGAUCGCCCACUACGUAACAACGUGCCAGAACGAGAAAAGUGUGCUGAACUGGAUGAUAUAUUGGCAAAGUGGAAUGUUUAUAAACCAAAGAAGUGAUAUUGCAUGAGACAUCUUAUAUGAAUAAUCGUCAAUCCUUACGAGUUAAAUUUUAUAUCCACAUAAUUUCUUAAUUCAAAAUUUGUACGAAUGUAAAAUGCAUAAAUAACAUAAAUUAUGUAAAUUGUAACAAUUAUAAGUAUUAGAUAUUACAAUUUGUGUAGAUCUCAUAAUCAGAAAAAUAUUUAAAAAUUCCCAGCAAGUA
Molecule: messenger RNA, 611 nt
Organism: Bombus terrestris (buff-tailed bumblebee)
Lineage: Eukaryota; Metazoa; Arthropoda; Insecta; Hymenoptera; Apidae
Exons: 3
Coding region: 155-406 (83 amino acids)
Source: RefSeq, a predicted model, not a curated record